This is a messenger RNA of Pogona vitticeps (central bearded dragon), 2942 nucleotides long. Lineage: Eukaryota; Metazoa; Chordata; Lepidosauria; Squamata; Agamidae. The record is from RefSeq and is a predicted model, not a curated record.
UGAGUACAUUUACGGCGUGCGCCAUCUAAUCCCCAAAAUGUCCUGUCCUCAACAGCCCUGCUCAGCUCUUGGAGAUUCAAGGUUGUGGUUUCCUGGAUGGAGUCAGUGCAUCUCGUAUUUGGUCCUCCUCUUUUCCUGCCGCUUUCCACCUUUCCCAGCAUCAGUGUGCUUUUUCCGGACAAUCCUACCUUCUCACAACGUGCCCAUAGUAGGACAGCCUCAGUUACAACACGUUUGCCUCCAGAGAGAGUUCAGACUUGAUUCGAUCCAGGAUCCACUUUGUUCAUCUUUGGUGGAAGUCCAGGAUUUCCUCAAAGCUCUCCUUCGGCACCGCAUUUCGAACGAACCAAUAUUGUCCUGUCGCUUUUCUUUACCAUCCAGCUUUCACACCCGCGCAGGGUGAUUGGGUAACAUAAUUCUGGACGGCAUAGCUUCCAUCAAAGCACAUCUCCCUCUCUUAUGUUGUCUUUUCUCGCACUCGGUGUCUUUCUUGCUUCUGGGAAAUGUUUCCAUCGAUUUCUUUCUCCCCAAGCUGAUGCCCGCGAUGCGCUUUCCCCGUGGCUUGGCCCGGACGACUCAGAAACCCAUCUCGCAGGCCGGGCGGGCGGGCAGUCCCAGUUGCUUUCCAAUUUGGCAGGUUUCUGGUUAGCACACGCCUUCUUCCUUUGCACAGGAUUUUAGAGGUGGAGAAUAAGAGGAAAUUGUUAGUGACGAUAGCUUGGAACGACCCAGCCCAUCUGUGUGGGAGGGAGGUACAUGGCUGGGGUUCACCUCCGGCUUAUGCUCAGGGCGUUUGCGAGCUUGGGUGUUGGGAGCUGCCGCUGGAACGGGUGUGCGCGCCGGCUUGCCGAGGUGUAUGCUGGCUGGUCCUCCCGUCGUGCAGGGAUAGGCUUUUUCUCCAUUUUGCGGGACCUGCCGCUCCUGUUUCUGAAGGAGAGGCCGGGACCCCCGAGAGGACGAUGCCGGUGAGGAAGUGGGAGAGGCACCUCCGUGCCAAGCGAAGGUGACCACGGAAGGGCUUGUCCACUUUACCUGGGAGUCUGAAGGGCUUUGAAGUCCGCAGGUGGAGGCAGAAAGGAUAUUUUUGCUUAUUCGGAAGCCGAGCGUGCCCUGGCUUGUUACCCUCGGUUAACGUGUGUUGCGUUGGGAAAUCCUGAAUCUAACCAGAUUAUCUCGCAUGCUGAGGAGCUGUGGAUUUAUGGAGGGGCCUGGCCGCACCUUUGAGCCUUGCCACGCGCAACAUCCCGCCCGUUGAAUCGAGACCGCCGCAGCCCCGCCAGAAGCCGGCACCGCCAACCCUGGGGGCUUCACCAUUCCGAUCUUCCCUGUAUGGCUCUUGCAGCCGAAGGAGGACUUCCGCCGGCUGCCACCCCGGCCUGACCUGCGUCGGGCUCCCACCGCUGCGCCGAAACCUUACACACAUCCAGAUGGGGUAACGUGACGGCGCAAGAGCGACGCCGCCGGUGGGGUUAACUGAAUGCAGAGGCCUUUCUAAAGAGGAGAGCUCAGAAGGGAAGCCGAACGACGCCGAACGACAACGACGACACCUUCUAAUUACACACACGCAGAAUUUUUUUUUACUCCACAUCAACAACUGCAGGGUUUCGUGUUUUUUUUAAUUGGAUGCUUCAGAGAAUCCCACCUACACGUUCACCAUAACACUGGGAGUUUUUGCACAAUUUGUGUUCAUUGGAGGAAAAGGAAAUACCAUCUUUUGCUGAACGCCCGCCCGCCCACCAGGGUUAUUUUUGAUUGCCUUUUUUUUUUUUGCCCUGCUGUUCUUUCUCUUCAGGGUGUCUGUGUGUGUGUUUUGUUUUCACUUCGACCUCCCCUCCCGUCCAUCUUAAUUUUUUUUCCCUCGCCCCCAUCAUGGCUCGUAUGAACAGGCCUGCGCCCGUGGAGGUCUGCUACAAAAACAUGCGAUUUCUCAUCACCCACAAUCCUACCAAUGCCACGCUGAAUACCUUCAUUGAGGACCUGAAGAAGUACGGUGCAACCACAGUAGUGAGAGUAUGUGAAAUAACCUAUGAUAAGACUCCGCUGGAGAAAGAUGGCAUUACAGUGAUGGACUGGCCGUUUGACGAUGGAGCGCCACCACCCACCAAGAUUGUGGACGACUGGCUCAACCUGCUGAAGACCAAGUUCUGUGAAGACCCUGGCUGCUGCGUGGCUGUUCAUUGCGUGGCUGGCCUGGGGCGGGCUCCUGUCCUUGUCGCGUUGGCCCUGAUCGAGAGCGGGAUGAAAUAUGAAGAUGCCAUUCAGUUCAUUAGACAGAAACGCCGGGGAGCCAUCAACAGCAAGCAGCUGACGUACCUGGAGAAGUACCGUCCGAAACAGCGGCUCCGAUUCAAGGACCCUCAGAACCAUAAGAACAAGUGCUGCAUCAUGUCCCUUGACAACCCAUCAUGGCGCAUCAUGUCUUCAGGCUUUGAAUUGACAGGCUCAGCCAACCAGAGACAUACCAGCAUUUUUAAUAGCCUUAUAGUGUGGAAAUCUUGAAUUUAAAAAUAAAAGCCUGUGUGUGUAUCCUUGAGCUGGAAGGACUUUUGGGCGGGGGGGGGGGUCACGAAAGAUGUAAUAACAAAAAAAAAAAUUUGUAAUGCCUUCCUGCUUUGUGUUGGUGAUCUUUUUUCGCUCCCCUCUUCCCAACUUGUAGAGCAAAACUGACUGUUCUGUUGUCGUUUUUCAGACCUCUGUGCUCUGAAAAUGCAAAUUCGGGGGAAUUUUGGACCUCAAAACCUCUUGGCCACCCUUCAUUUUGUUCCGAUGUGGUUUGUAACACUGUCCAGGAAUGUGAAACAUGCACUUUGUGGAAGCAAAGACAGCUAGCUGGUCCCUCUAAUUAGGAUUCGGGAUGAUGUUCGUUAGGAUUUCCUGAAACUUUUCUUUUGUUAAGGCAACUCAGUGAAAUAUUGUUCAGUGAUGUCUGGGUCUUGGGGGGG